AUCAACAAAAAAUAAAAAAGGCAGAACCUUCCUCUCCCCUCCAUUAAGUCAUUCCCAAAGAAUUGAUUUCUCUCUCUUUCUCUCUCUCUCUCUCUCUCUCUCAAAUCCACAGCAACUACACGCAGCAGUUCUAAUCCAAUCCAUUUCCUUUUCCAACUCUUCCUAUCCAUUUCGGAUCAUUCUUUCUUAGCAUCGUCUCGAUCGCCUCUUGCGUUUUUCCCCCUUUUGUCCGCUGUUGAAAUUCAUUGCCUGCCGCCGAUUCACGCCUUCAAGAUACCCUUUUUCUUUCCUUUUUCGAUUAAUCUGCGCGUACCCAUCUCGUGAACGACUCCGAUUUUUGGAUCUCUACCCAUGGACCCGUCCUCAGCCAAGCCUCGAUGCUCCGUCCCCAAACCCUGCAAUCACCUAGCUGAUUACAAGCUGAAAUACGGCCUGGCGGGCUACGAUUCCCUCCAGGACAACUUCGUCACUGGCUCGAAUGGGAAGACGAUCGUUUGUACGCCCGAUAGGAAGAUACCCAGAUGCUUUUUCUGUGAUGGGUAUCGCGAAAGGCUCUACCUUUGCUUAGUUUGCUCUUCGGUCUCUUGCUUGGAUCACACCCUCUUGCACUCCCGAUCUGAUUGUGGAAACGACAUAGCUGUCGACGUCAAAAGAUCCGAGCUUUACUGUGGGAAAUGUCAUGAUCAGGUCUAUGAUGCUGAUUUUGACACUGCUGUGGUGAGUAAGUAUAAGAAGGACCUGAUAGUUUGCAGAAAUGCUUUUGAGAGUAUUGGGGAGAGAUCGAGUAAGAGGAGGAGAUUGAGUUCUGCGAUAGAUUUGGAUUUGAAGAAGUGGAAGGAGCUGCCUUGUAUAAGAGAUCAGAGGGCCAAGUCUUGGUAUCCGAUUGGGUUGAGAGGAUUGAAUAAUUUGGGGAACACCUGUUUCAUGAAUUCUGUGUUGCAAGCAUUGUUACAUGCCCCUCCGUUGAGGAAUUACUUCCUUAGCGGUAGGCAUAACCGCGAAACUUGCCAGAGGAGAUCAUUAGAUGGAUUCUGUUUGCUUUGUGACAUUGACAUUAUCUUCUCGGCCAUGUUUUCGGGUGAUCGGAGUCCAUAUAGCCCAGCUCAAUUUCUUUACAGCUGGUGGCAGCAUUCAGCAAAUCUAGCUAGUUACACGCAGCAAGAUGCUCAUGAGUUUUUCAUUUCGCUGUUGGAUGGUAUCCAUGAAAAGGAGAACAAACUAAGGGACACGAACAAAGAUGCUGGAGAUUGCCCAUGUAUAGCUCACAGGGUAUUUUCUGGACUCUUAAGAUCAGAUGUCACCUGUCUGACUUGUGGAUUCACUUCCACAACCUAUGACCCUUUUAUGGACAUUUCACUUCACUUGGAUUCGAGUCCUUGUUCAUCAACAGAGACAACUAACAAAGGUUCUAAAUUGAAUGGAAGCACGAGCAUAUCUACAUCAACCCUCAUUGGAUGUUUGGAUCUUUUCACGAAACCGGAAAAGUUGGGAUCGGACCAGAAACUACACUGCCAAAAUUGUCAAGAAAAGCAAGAUUCUUCGAAGCAACUGUCCAUUGGGAGGCUCCCUUUGGCAUUGUGUCUUCAGGUAAAAAGGUUUGAGCACUCAUUCAUAAGGAAAACAUCAAGGAAAAUAGAUUGGCAUUUACAGUUCCCAUUCUCUUUGGACAUGAGCCCCUACUUGUCCUCCUCGAUCAUCAGAAAGAGGCUUGGGAAUAGAAUGAUUUCUUUUGAUGGCGACGAAUCUGAUGUCUCAGCUGAAUAUGAGAUAUUUGCUGUUGUUACACAUUCUGGCAUGCUGGAAUCGGGACACUAUGUGACUUAUCUGCGCUUAAGAAACCAAUGGUAUAAAUGUGACGAUGCUUGGAUAACUGAGGUCGAUGAGGCGACUGUCCGAGCUUCACAAUGUUACAUGACCUUCUACGUGCAGAAGAUGCUGUACCACAAAGCCAAUGAAGAAAUUGGUUGUGCACCAACUUCCUCACGGAGGGAUUCACUUAUGUCAGUAGUAGGUUACUGCUAGAGAAAGACCAUGUUGAUGGGUGUUUUCAUAGGGUGGUUGUGGAGAUCAACACAAAUUGCAUGUGAUGGUUGACAAAAGGACGGACGGACGGAGGUUUAUGUAGAUCGCCCUUCAAUAAAAUGAUGGAGGUGGAGCCCAAAAUGGGAAAAAGAUGCAAAGAUAAUUUAACAGCAUCCCCUGCUUGGACAGUGAUCAUCAGAUUCAUCAGACUCACUGUUAAGUGCUUAGUAUUCUUUGAUGGGAUUCAUUCAUGUAUAGUGUCCUCUGUCCUCACUACUAAUACACAGCAACAUUAUGACUAAGUCCCCUCUGCUUCCAUGUUUCAUCCGCUUUCUUUCUGAUUAUUGAUGUCUCCAAGAUCUCUCUC
This is a messenger RNA of Eucalyptus grandis, 2389 nucleotides long. Its product is annotated as ubiquitin C-terminal hydrolase 22. Bases 352 to 2022 code for a protein of 556 amino acids. The record is from RefSeq and is a predicted model, not a curated record. The transcript has 3 exons. Lineage: Eukaryota; Viridiplantae; Streptophyta; Magnoliopsida; Myrtales; Myrtaceae. Gene Ontology annotation, molecular function: cysteine-type deubiquitinase activity; zinc ion binding. Gene Ontology annotation, biological process: protein deubiquitination.